This is a messenger RNA of Nestor notabilis (Kea), 633 nucleotides long. Its product is annotated as dnaJ homolog subfamily B member 2-like. The coding region runs from base 1 to 633 and encodes 210 amino acids. Gene Ontology annotation, biological process: protein refolding; positive regulation of proteasomal ubiquitin-dependent protein catabolic process. Gene Ontology annotation, cellular component: endoplasmic reticulum membrane; cytosol. The record is from RefSeq and is a predicted model, not a curated record. Gene Ontology annotation, molecular function: Hsp70 protein binding; ATPase activator activity. NCBI's taxonomy places the organism in Eukaryota, Metazoa, Chordata, Aves, Psittaciformes, Psittacidae. The transcript has 7 exons.
AUGGUGGACUACUACGAAGCGCUGGGGGUGAGCCGCAAUGCCACUGCUGAUGACAUCAAGAAGGCGUACAGGAAGGCUGCGCUGAAAUGGCACCCAGAUAAAAACCCGGACAACAAGGAGUAUGCUGAGCAGAGGUUCAAGGAGAUCGCCGAGGCAUAUGAAGUGCUGUCAGACAAGCAGAAGCGCGAUAUCUAUGACCGUUAUGGCAAGGACGGACUCAUGGGGGCAGCAGGACCAGGAGGCUCUGGGGCCAGUGCUGGGGCCCCCGACUUCACCUUCACCUUCCGCAGCGCUCACGAUGUCUUCCGGGAGUUCUUUGGCGGGCGAGACCCCUUUGCUGACUUCUUUGAUGAGAUGCUGCCCUUCUCUGACCUGCGAGGACCUGGCCCACGGCACCACAGAGGAGGUCACUUCUUUUCCACCUUCCCAGGAUCCUCAGAUUUCUUUGCCUCGUCCUUCAGCUCCAGUGGCAACAGAGGGCUGGGCUUCUGCUCUGUCUCCACCUCCACCACCUUUGUUAAUGGCAAGCGCAUCACCACCAAGCGGAUUAUCGAGAAUGGGCGGGAGCGGGUGGAAGUGGAGGAGGAUGGGGAGCUGAAGUCGAUCCACAUCGAUGGUGAGAAGCAGCACUAG